Messenger RNA from Tachysurus fulvidraco (yellow catfish), 2539 nucleotides. RefSeq names its product serine/arginine-rich splicing factor 7. Gene Ontology annotation, biological process: mRNA splicing, via spliceosome. Gene Ontology annotation, molecular function: RNA binding; zinc ion binding. Gene Ontology annotation, cellular component: ASAP complex; nucleoplasm; cytoplasm. The coding region runs from base 33 to 788 and encodes 251 amino acids. The record is from RefSeq and is a predicted model, not a curated record. NCBI's taxonomy places the organism in Eukaryota, Metazoa, Chordata, Actinopteri, Siluriformes, Bagridae. The transcript is spliced from 8 exons.
AUUACGUUUAAAGGAAAAAGGGACUGCGAGUCAUGAGCUGUGUUCGUCUUUACCCCCUCACAGGGAGAGGUCUGUGUGCCAGUAGUCUCAAGAGUACCGCGAGUCAAAAGGUACCCUCCUACAACCAAAGAGAGACUAAAGUUUAUGUGGGGAACCUAGGCACUGGUGCAGGAAAAGGUGAACUCGAGCGGGCUUUCGGUUAUUACGGGCCUUUGAGAACUGUGUGGAUUGCCAGAAACCCUCCAGGAUUUGCCUUUGUGGAGUUUGAUGAUCCCAGAGACGCUGAAGAUGCCGUCCGUGGCCUUGAUGGCAAAGUGAUCUGUGGAUCCCGCGUCCGUGUAGAGUUAUCGACAGGUAUGCCGCGCCGCUCCCGUUACGACCGCCCGCCCACUCGGCGCCCCUUCGACCCUAACGACCGUUGCUAUGAGUGCGGUGAAAAGGGGCAUUAUGCCUACGACUGUCAUCGCUACAGUCGCCGCAGACGGAGCAGGUCUCGUUCUCGCUCUCGCGGAAGGAGGUAUUCUCGUUCCCACUCUCGCAGCCGGAGCCGAGGCAGGAGGUCGAGGUCCUUCUCCCCUCGCCGCUCUCGCUCCGGUUCUCCCAGGAGGUCCAGGUCUGGCACACCCAGAAGGUCCAGGUCUAGAUCACGAUCCAGAUCUCGCUCUCGCUCCGCCUCUCAUCCGAGGAGCAGAUCCGGCUCUGUUGGGAGAUCCAGGUCUAGAUCUGCAGCCAGGAGGAGGACAGAUUAUGGCUUAUUAACAGCAGCUGAGACAGGGAUGGUGAGGUGAAGGGCUUUACAGGGGUCGAAAGAUGAGGGAGGCAGGGAAUCCAGCCGGUGGUGAGCAGAAGGCGACAUCCCAGGAGUGCGGCACAGGCUCAGCAGGCAGGCGAAGCGUCGUUCAGCUUGAGGACUCUGAAAAUAGAGUAACAGGGAGACAGCGCGUUGGUUCCUCAGUAUGGGUUGCCCCAGUAACCCCAUGAACCUGGAUUUCCGCUGUGAUCAGCUGCUGGCAGGUGAAGGCCACAGCGGCACUCCUGAUUGGUCCUUUAUGUUUUGGCGUGAGUUUGGCCGCCCCGCUUUGCACCUCGGUGCUGAUGUACCAGUGAGUGGCGUCAUUUUUAGGCCUGGAUGCAUGGGGCGUCAGUGAGUGCUUAACAUAUGUGUUUUGCAUAGAAAAGAAAACAGUUUUUAUUGGGCUCUUUGGGAAAUCUCUCAAUUAUGAUAUGGAGAAACUGGGCAGAAGCAGAAAAGUGCCUGAAGCUUGUAACCAAUCAUUGACGCAUUAAUAAACAUGAGACAUCCCAAGCUUAAAGAUAUUGGUAUUAAUAGCUGCAGAAAUCAUCCAAAAAAAAGUUUUGAUAACAUUUCCUACUGUUAAAUAUACUUUAAGUAUAAAGUUUUUUCGGUUCCGACUCUCUUCCUGUUUGUGUGUAGCUGUCACUAAACUUCUGCUUUUAUGGGCAAUAUAAGGGGCUGUUCUGUCAACAUGUAUGUGUUUAUCUGCCUGUUUGUUUCUCUUGCAUAUAACGAGAGAGAUUUAAACCAGAGGCCAGAUAAGCAGAUGAAACUGAUACGAAACACACACACAUACACACACCCACACCCACAGAAUAUACGUGUCAUUAAUAGAUAGUUGUUUUGAAAGCCAGCAGCCACCGACUGGCUUAAAUAUGCAUUAUAACAGGUACAAACCCUUGUGCCGUUCACUGUCAAGAAGUUAAUAAAAAUAAAAAUUAAACUUAUUAAAAAACUGUAAUGUAGGCUUUUCCACACCCUUUUUUUUUUUUUUUUUAAAUGAUGGUUAAAAAUGUGUUGUCCUCCGUUUACUUUUAGGUUUUAGAUUACGUGGGGCGCAUGCCGGUUAAAAACGUAUAUGCAUUUCUGUUUAAUAAACCACCGCUUGAUUAAAGAUCUAGAACUUCAGCAAAAGUAGAACUUCACCCGUCCUCGUCAAAAGGUCUGUUGUGAAAGGUUGUCUAUCGGAGGAUCAGAGUUUCAAGCCACAGCGCAGUCACAUAGUCACUGUCGGGCCUUUAAACCAUUUCUGCUCCAGGGGUGCUGCGUCAUAUGGUGUGACAUUGUUGCCUUUCAAAAUGGAUUAAAUGGACCAGUAUAUGUUGGUAAAAAUUGUGUUAUUCUGAUUAUACCGCAAUUCAGUUCUCCUUAAUGCACGACAAUAAUUAUUGCGUAUAAUUGCACAUAAUUUGACCGUUUAUAUAGUAACCCAUUCUGUAUGAUGUGGAAUCAUCCAUCUCUCUCUCUCUCUCUCUCUCUAUCUGUGUGUGUGUGUGUGUGUGUGUGUGUGUGUGUGUGUAUAAUGUGUAUAUAUAGUGCAUUGUGACUUGCUGUGGUAUAAAAUAGACCUACACUGUGUAAUGAGUUCAUCUGUAAUGCAUGGUACUCUUUAUCAUCUUGCAUGGGCCAGAGGCUGUCUGCUAGGAUAAGGAAAGGAAAUAAAACCACUUGAGUAAUUUCUCAGUAAACUGUUAAAAAAAAAAGCUGAAUAAUAAAAAGGCUAAAGGAGCAUUUUUGUUUUAA